Molecule: messenger RNA, 4374 nt
Organism: Pistacia vera
Lineage: Eukaryota; Viridiplantae; Streptophyta; Magnoliopsida; Sapindales; Anacardiaceae
Product: probable disease resistance protein At4g27220
Exons: 5
Coding region: 1-4374 (1457 amino acids)
Molecular function (GO): ADP binding; ATP hydrolysis activity
Source: RefSeq, a predicted model, not a curated record
AUGGCUCAAGAAAUAGCUGUGGCUAUUGGCGCUGAUGUUGUAAAAGGGGCUACAUCAGAUAUAUAUGGUUUGCUUAAACAGCAGAUCUCUUAUGUGUUCAAGUACCAGAACUACAUCAACGACCUCAAGAAACAAGUUCAGGAGCUCAUAAGUAAAAGACAAAUGGUGCAAAAACCUGUAGAGUCUGCUGAAAGACAAGGGGAAGAGAUUUAUGAACUUGUUACAACAUGGCUGAGUGACGUGCAUAAGUUCACUGAAGGGGUAGCAAAAUCUAUCAUUGAGGAUGAAGAUAAAGCAAACAUGGGCGUCUGUUUCAAAUUGGUGUCAUGUCCUAAUUUGAUUCAACGUUACAGGCUUGGCAAAAAAGCAAUGAAGGCCACAGUGGAUGGUGUGAAUCUCUUGGGAAAAGGAAACUUUAGUCAUUUCUCCUACCGUCCUGCUCUACCGAGGACAGAAUUGCAUGUUAGAGGCUACGAGGCCUUUGAUUCCAGAAAGCAAGUUUUGCAGGAAAUUAUGGACACAUUGAAGGAGGCUAAUGUUGACAUGAUUGGGGUGUAUGGGAUGGGAGGUGUGGGCAAAACCACACUGGUCAGAAAAGUAGCUUCGUUAGCCAAGGAAAACAAGUUAUUUGAUAAGGUGGUCGUGGCUGAGGUAACACAAACCCCAGACAACAAAAAAAUUCAAGAAAAAAUUGCUUUUGAUUUAGGCCUGGAAUUUAUGCAGGAGAGUGAAUAUCAGAGAGGUGAUUUAAUACGAAGUAGGAUAAAUAAGAAGAAUGUACUUAUAAUAUUAGAUGAUAUUUGGACAAAAAUCGAUUUGGAUGCUAUUGGAAUUCCAAAAGAUGACAAGAUCAGGCGAUGCACGGUAUUGCUAACUUCUAGAAAUCUGGAUGUAUUACGCAAAGAUAUGAAGACUCAAAAGAGCAUCUCCGUUCAUCCAUUAUCUGACGGAGACGCAUGGAAUUUAUUUCGAAAGAUUGUGGGUGAUUCUGCAGAAAAUCCUGAUUUUAAUCUUGUAGCAGUUCAGAUAGUUACCAAAUGUGCAGGUUUACCGAUAGCUAUUUCAACAAUUGCGUCUGCAUUGAAAUAUGAGAGUCUUAAUGCUUGGGAAGAUACCUUGGCUCAACUAAAAAGGUCUAAUCCAAGAUGCAUUCUAGAUAUGAGCGAAACUUUGUACUCUACCAUAGAACAGAGUUACAAAUUUUUACAAAAUGAGGAAGCGAAAAAACUGUUUCUUCUUUGUGCUCUAAAAGAUGCAGGCAGUGGAACAUUGAUUGAAUACUUAUUGAGAUAUAGUAUGGGUUGGAGUUUGUUUGGAGAUGGUUAUACAUUAGAAGAAGGAAGGAAUAGAUUGCAUAGGUUGAUAGAUCAUCUAAAAGCUCGUUGUUUAUUGUUGGAUGACGGUGACGACAGUGUUAAAAUGCAUGACAUCAUUCAUGCUAUUGCUGUAUCGAUUGCAUCAACAGAUAACUUCAUGUUUAAUAUUCAAAAUGUCACUGGCUUGAAGGAAGUAUUGGAGAAAAAAAAAGAUUCAACCGCUAUAUCUCUGCCGUAUAGAGAUAUUUUUGAUGAGCUUCCUGAAAAGUUGGAAUGUCCGAAACUCCAGUUGUUUUUUCUAUUUAUCAAAAACCAGAAUCUACAGAUCCCAGAUACUUUUUUUGAAGGAAUGAGAGAACUUAAAGUUUUAAAUUUGACCGGAAUACAAUUCUUGUCAUUGCCUUCAUCACUUGAUUGCCUAAAAAAAAUUCGAACAUUGUGUUUGAAUUUCUGCCUGGUAGGAGAUGUAGCAAUAGUUGGAAAGCUGAAGACAUUAGAGAUCCUUAGCUUCGUGGGAUCUGAUAUUGAACAGUUGCCUGGAGAAAUCAGACAAUUGACUCGGUUGAAGUUGUUAGAUUUGAGCUAUUGUUUAAACCUUAGACAGAUUGCACCAAAUGUCAUCUCCUACUUGUCUCAAUUAGAAGAGCUAUAUAUGGGCGAUAGCUUUGUUCAAUGGGAGGUGGAAGGAGUCGAUAAUCAAGGACGAAGAAAUGCUAGUCUUGGAGAGUUAAAGCGGUUGUCUAACCUAACAGCUUUACAUCUUUAUAUUCAGGAUGCUGGAGUUAUGCCACAAGACUUGUUCUUUAAGAAGUUGAAAAGUUAUAAGAUAUUUAUAGGAGAUAAAUGGAAGUGGUCUGGUAAAUAUGACCUUUCAACUUCAAGAACAUUCAAACUCAAGAUCAACAAUAGAAUUUAUUUGGGGCCUGGGAUUAAAACUUUGUUGAAGAUGACUGAAGAUCUUUCUCUAGAGGAAAUGAAUGGUGUUAGAAAUGUUCUUUAUGAACUCGAUAUGGAUGGUUUUCCACAUUUGAAGCAUCUGCUUGUAAAAGAUGGUCUCAAGCUUUUAUAUGUCAUUAAGUCAAUUGCUCGGAAACUAGCCUUUCCCAAGUUGGAGUCCUUGAUCCUUUGUAAUUUGAUUAAUUUGGAGAAGAUAUGUCAUGGCCAGCUCAAUGCGGGGUCUUUCAGCGAACUAAGGAUAAUGAAAAUAGAAAAUUGUGAUAGAUUGGUGUAUCUCUUUGCAUCCUCCGUGGCAAAAAACCUGAUUCAGCUACGAGAAAUUGAAGUGAAAGAUUGUAAGAACCUAAAAGAGAUUUUUGGUGAAGAAAGUAAAGACCAUUGUGGUGAAGACAUUUUGGGCCUCAACAACCUAAAAUCGUUGAAAGUUUACAAUUGUCGUAGCUUGAGAUAUAUAUUUACUCCUAUAAUCUGGGGCCUUGAUCAACUCCAAGAGAUUGAAGUAAAAAAUUGUGGUUUGAUAGAAGAAAUCAUUACAAAGGACAAAGAAAAGAAGGCAACCAUUGAUAAAAUUAUCAUCCCUCAUCUGAAGUCGAUUGUUCUUGAAAUAUUGCCUAACUUGACAAACUUCUAUUCAGGAACUAACGAUCUAGAAUGUCCUUCCUUGAAAAGUAUUACUAUUGCCAACUGUCCGAAGAUGGAGACAUUUGUUUUCAAGGAUUUGAAGGAGAAGGACCAUUCUGAUUAUACAUCACCUCUUUUCAGCGAAAAGGUUGCUUUUCCAAGCUUGGAGGUGAUGGUACUCUUGCACUUGGAUAACUUGCAAUUGAUAUGGCAUCCCCAACAACUCCAUAUGAAAUCCUUUUGCAAACUAAAAGAAGUGAGAGUCGAAUUCUGUGAAAAGUUAAAGACUAUUGUUCCAUCUAAUUCUCACGGGCUUCUCACCUUUUACAACCUGGAAAAGUUAACCGUUGAAAAUUGUUGGAGUAUGAAAAGUCUCUUUCCAAUUACUGUAGCUACUGGUCUCAUGCAACUUAAUGACCUUUACUUAUUCUCCUGUGGGUUGGAGAAAAUUGUUUCUGAGGAGGAAGUUAACGGGGCCCCUAGAUUUUUGUUUCCGCAAUUAACAUACAUCUAUCUUAGUUAUCUACCGGAACUCAAAUCUUUCUACUCAGGGUUGCAUACAACAGAGUGGCCAAUGCUAAAUACUUUGGCUGUGUAUGGUUGCAAGAAGAUAAAAAUAUAUGCUUCAGAAUUUGCUUGCUUUGAAAAGGAAGAUGAUGGGGAAAGCCAGCCUGCCCUUUUUCCGUUAGAAAAGGUCAUGCCGAAUUUGGAAGGGUUGGGUUUAGAUGCACAUGACUUCAGAUUGACAUUCCUCCACAGUGAUCUAGCUGAGAACUUUUGCAAACUUAAAACACUUUCCGUGAGUAACUUUGAUGAUGAAUCUGUUGCUUCUCUGUUUGAUUUCCUUCAAAGGUUAAAUUGUUUGGAACAGCUUGGUUUUUUUGAUAAUAAUUUCAAAGAGCUAUUCCCCUAUGAACAAGGAUGUAUGUGGAAACAAGAUACCCAAGUGGACACAUUUCUUCAAAAUCUUCAAAUUCUAGACGUAGAGAGAUGUCAUUAUUUGACAAUUUUAAUGCCUUCCGUAACGGCUUUCAAAAAUAUUAAAACUCUGGAGGCAUUCUGUUGCAAUGGAUUGGUGAAUGUACUAACAUGCUCAGCAGUUAAAACUCUGGUCAAUCUUACAACACUGAGAAUAAGAGACUGCAAUUUGGUGACAGAGGUAAUAGCAAACGAGGGAGACAGAGAAGAAGAGAUUGUUUUUGGCCAAUUGAAACUUUUGGAGCUUUACUGCUUAUCAAGCCUCACAUUCUUCUGCUCAGCCAAUUAUUCCUUCAAAUUCCCCUGUUUGGAGCAAGUUAUUGUGAGUCAAUGCCCAAAAUUGGAGAUUUUUUGUCAAGGAAUGUUAAGCACACCAAUGCUAAAGAAGGUACAAUUGACGAAACAAGAUGAUGGGCGAGAAUAUUUUUGGAAGGAGGAUCUCAAUUCCACUAUCCAGCAAAUGUUCAUAGACAUGGUUGGUUUCCGUAACUUUAAACAGUAA